AUGAGAUGCGGCUUUAGAUUAGCAUUAUGCGCAUGUCUACUGCUCAUCAUCCCAAUAUACAUAUUAAAGCUCCGUCUAGAGGAAAUCUGCAGCCAGUAUCGCGCCGGCGCAUACUUAAUAGAUUGGCUGAACUCCAAGAAACCCCACCAUGAGGGUCUAUCCCACCACGCAAAAUUGGGAGACAAAGUGAUCGUGAUGGCCAGGCUGGAAGAAGAGCCCACUGAAUGGGUCGAGCAAGAACUUCCUGACUGGCAACGUGCAAUUUACAUUGUCAACCCCUCGAAUAAAACGAAAGCAGAUAAACACAAACUCAAUACCUCUCUCAAUAAAGGCCACGAAUCUAUGGCUUACCUGACGUAUUUGAUUGACAAUUAUGACAACCUUCCUUCCACAAUCGCCUUCCUCCACGCCCACCGUGCCGGGUUCUUCAUGGCUUGGCACGUCGAUGCGCCUUUGCAUGAUAACGUAGCAGCAAUGCGCGCUCUACAGCUUGAUUUCGUUCAGCAGAAUGGUUACGUCAACCUCCGUUGCAAUUGGAACCCCGGAUGUAAGGAGGAACACCGCAUCAAUCGCCAUGUAACGCAAGAAGUCUGGGACGAAGUAUUCGAGGGGACCAGCACCCCGCCCCUGAACUCAACCACAUCUCCCGCCAUCGCAGAAGGCCAGUCGUCAGAGGAUCGACAAACCCAAAAGUUCCUCCAAGCGCCUCAACUUGUCGGCGCAGCAUGCUGCGCGCAGUUCGCCGUGUCACGCGGGCAGGUCCUGAAACGACCCCGAGAAGACUACAUUAAGUUCCGACAAUGGGUCAUCGACACGGAGAAAGACGACGCCAGUAGCGGGCGAGUCAUGGAGUUCCUCUGGCAUGUCAUAUUCGGCAAGGAGUCCGUAUACUGCCCAGACGAGGAACUCUGCUACUGCCAAGUAUAUGGCAAAUGCUAG
This is a messenger RNA of Aspergillus bombycis, 939 nucleotides long. RefSeq names its product DUF3431 domain-containing protein. The record is from RefSeq and is a predicted model, not a curated record. The transcript has 3 exons. Bases 1 to 939 code for a protein of 312 amino acids. Lineage: Eukaryota; Fungi; Ascomycota; Eurotiomycetes; Eurotiales; Aspergillaceae.